AUGGGUCUAUUAUGUGCCCACAUAAUUAAAGAACGUUUUGCGACCUGUCAAUCAUUAAGUUUUUGUGACAUCUAUAAACACUGGUGGAUCAAAAAAGAACAAAGUUUGGAGAUAGAGAAUGAUCAGAUUGAACAAGUACUCAAAGAAUUUCAUCAAAAAUAUGAUUUCUGGCUUGUUCUACAACAAGAAAAGGCUCGAGCUAAGCUCUUAAAAAUGAUUCAAGAACCCCCACUGCUUCUUUUAGAACCAACUAUUACAUGUACUAGAGAACGACUAACCGAAUCACAAAAUGAUGCCCAAUCAUCUACUCAGAGAAUUUCUUCAGUCUUUGAGAGAGAAGAAUUGAAGACAACAGCUAAAAAGUGUGGUAUAUGUCACAAUAUCGGACAUAAUAGUAGGACUUGUUCUGAUAGUAGUUAA
Cetraspora pellucida is the source of this 420-nucleotide messenger RNA. NCBI's taxonomy places the organism in Eukaryota, Fungi, Glomeromycota, Glomeromycetes, Diversisporales, Gigasporaceae. The record is from the annotation of a GenBank genome assembly.